AGCCCAGAAACUGUCAAAUCGCGAAUGAAAUUGAUUUGUUGAUGGUUCUUGCAAGUUGCAUUAUUUAAAUUUGCAAAUAAAAAUAAUGCCAAAAACCUCACUGAAAUACUGAAAACUCAGUACAAAUUUACUAUAACAGGAAUAAAAGUAUAAACAGAAUGGGUGACAGCCAAAACGGCUUCGAGGACAAUGAGAUGCUCCAAGCGUUGUAUGACUUCGAAGCGACGUUGGCGAAAACCUUGAGUUUUACGGAGGGCGAAUUUUUCUAUCUGCAACAACAGAACGUGAAGCAGAGGAACUGGUGGCAUGUCGUUAAUAGAAAAGGUCAAGUCGGCUUCGUGCCCUCCAAUUACGUCGCUACAGUCAAGGUGGAGCCGGAGUUCUUUCUUGCGUUCCUUAGUAGUUGCAUUAAAUCUUUGAAUGAGGAUAAUACCAUGUCGGAGCAGAAGAAGGAGUUGUUAGCUAGGUUGAGUGAAAAAAAGAAGCAGCUGCAGAUAUUAACAAGGCCACAGAACAAGAAGCCUCCAGCACCCAAGCCUCCACCACGCCUGGAUGAUGCUACACCUCCUAAUGGUGUCUCUCCAUCUUUUGACUUGAGGCCCGUUGUGUCUCAGCAAUAUAUUAGUGAGGAAAGAGAUAGUUCUUCACCUAAAUCUGUGGUUGAUAAUGAUGAUAAUAGCAAGAAAACCGGCAUUACCAAAACCUCCUCGAUCCAGUUAUCCUCAGACACAGACAACCAGGAUGACAGUCAGGAUAGCAGUGAGAGCAUCAAACCUAACGCCAUAUAUGACAUAGUUCAGUCUGUCCGUAAGGAGACGCAGCUCAGUCACGAGAUGUCUAAGGUGGCCGUAGAGACUGUCCUUAUAUCCUUGAGGGAGUUCCUACCCGGUGGCGCUGCGCGUUCAAUAAUCGACGCGCUUCUCCGAGAAGCAAAUAGCAAUAUAACAUGCCCCCGAAACGCCAUGGACGCGGCGCCGGACGCGCUGCGGAUGCUAACGGCGCUCAACGCGCUGUCCAAGGCGGCCAACGACGCGCAGCAGCGCGGCUGGGCGCUGCACGACGACGCGCACGAUAUACAAACGCAGCUACUCGAGUUGAUAUCCGUUAUGUCUAACGCGGAUGUAAAUAUAUCGCAACACGUACUGAGCAGCCACAAAUACGCUUAUGUGACUACUCUGGUGCAGUAUUAUCAGAUGGAGACGCGAUGGCCGCUCAGACAACUUCUGCUGCAGGCGUUCGGUGUAAUGUGCGGCUUAGAGCGCACCGCGCUGGCCACCCUGGCGCUGUCGCAGCUGCCGCCCGAGAUCGCGCGCGACAUGCGCGACAACCCGCGCGCCGUGAGCCGCCUGUCGCACUCCGCGCUGCUGCUGUCCAUGGUGCUGUCUAUGGCCGACAAGCUGCCCGUCACACACUUCGAAAUACUCGGCGUAGAAUUCGCCGAAUUCCUCCUAGAGCUGAUCGAGAACCCGCCAGAGACGGACGUGGACGAGCAAAUACCGGAUCUGUUCCUGACACUGCUCCUGGCCUACAAUCUGCAGUUCGAUACUCCGUUGGAUAAUCUGCUGCUCAACGCGCUGGAGAGUAGGGACAAUGCCAAGACCUUCUGUGAAAAGGUGCUGUUGCUGCUUAACCGUGAAGACGACCCAGUCCACAUAUUCGACCAUGAGCCGGCCCCAGCGCACUCGGUUCUGAAGCUGGUUAUCGACCUGUUCUCACGCAAAAAGACCGCUGAACACUUCUACACCAACGACGUCAAAGUAGCCAUCGAUAUCAUCGUGAGACAGCUAGCUGACUUGUCACCUGGAGAAACGGGGCGUCAAGAAUACCUAAAGAUCCUCCAAGGCAUCAUCCGCAACACCGACUACGGUUCCCACCUCCACCGCCGGGACGACCUGCUCCGCUGCUUCGCCCGCAUCUUCUGCGAGGAAGGAGACUGCAGCCGGGACGACCAGGCCCUCGUGAGGGCCAUCUCCAACGAGUUCCCGCAAUACUUCAAGGCCUAAGGUUAGUACCGACAACUCCUGGUACUGAACAUACCUUGAACGGUCCCUGCGGGGUCGCGGAGACGGGCCUAAGCGAUGUGUUCCAAUUCCAACACGUUUUUAUGACGGCGGACGUGAAUGGUUUCUGCUUCUUUAUCUUCUAGAAUAGCCAGUACAUUCCCAAUGCAUUGAACAUUAGAAACUUAAUAAGGAAUCGCUAGAGCUAGAUAGAAAAUGAUGGCGUUACUUUUGCCAAUUUAAAAUGGGGAAAGUAAAUGCACUUUUGAUUGUUAUCUCUUACCUCUAUACUUGAACGCACUAAAGCUUAUUCUAUUAGGAUAUUUUUACUCGACUUAAAACCAAAAAUACAGGGCAAAAUGUCAGACAACGGACAGACGGGGACUAAAAACGAAACCAUUCCUGGCAUUCCUUCUGAACAUAGGAGAAUGGCAUUCAGCGCACGACAAUGGUACAUGUACAUGUCUGUUAGCUGAAUGAUGAAUAAAGACAAAAUUCCUAAUUACGUAACUGGUUAACAAUAAUCGAUAUUAUUUAUAAGUACCUAUAUCCUUAGAUACUCAUGAAACGUUCACUAUCACGUACUCUUGUUAGAGUUUUACUAUAUGUUUUAAAAAUAUUGUGCAUGUGGAGAGCGUAAGAAGUAGAUCAUAAAAAAAUGUUAUUACCUUUAAAUAACUGUUACGAUUUAAUUACAGUUAAAUUGAAUUUAAAUAGAAAACGAAAAUCUCUAUUCCAGUAUUUUUUGGUAUCAAAAGUGUCUAUACAAAUAAAACGUUAAUUUAACCUUGUUAUAUUUCUAAAUUUAUGUCUAAUGAUGUUAUAAAUGUGCGUGUGCGUGUAUGUGUGAUUUGCUGGUCUAAAUAAAGUGAACAAAAUGUAAUAGAUACGUAAAUAUUAUGAUAUUACAAUGGCAAAUAGUUAAAAAAAACUGUGUUUCUUUGUGACAAUAUGAACAGUAUAUAUAAUUAUUAUCGUUAAAUUAUUAAAAAUCGGUAAAUCACUGUCAACUAAAUUAUAGAUACAUAUAUUCUAAGUCGUUGCUUAAAUAACUAUUUCUGAAAGGUAUCUGUGCUUUUCGAACAUUAGAGGUAGGUAACUAAAGUCUGUUUUUUUAUUCCGUAGACAUGACAUUUCAUGUGUUGCUAGUUUUUUACGUCUUAUAAAUAGUGAUGUGCUACAACCGGUACUAACCGAAAAAAAACUAUUGGGAGUUACAUAUAUUUGUUGAUGAAGACGAGAGAAAACGCACUGAAUACCGAUCACUAUACGAGUAAAGUAACGAAUGUCGAAUACGUAAACCAAAAAUACCAAAAUGGCAUUGCGUCAGGUCGGCGAUACUUCAAUGUCAUUUUUAGGGUUCCGUACCCAAAGGGUAAAAACAGGACCCUAUUACUAAGACUCCGCUGUCCGUCUGUCCGUCUGUCUGUCACCAGGUUGUAUCU
Cydia strobilella is the source of this 3445-nucleotide messenger RNA. Its product is annotated as NCK-interacting protein with SH3 domain. The coding region runs from base 159 to 2003 and encodes 614 amino acids. The transcript is spliced from 10 exons. Gene Ontology annotation, biological process: endocytosis. The record is from RefSeq and is a predicted model, not a curated record. Gene Ontology annotation, molecular function: Arp2/3 complex binding; protein binding. Lineage: Eukaryota; Metazoa; Arthropoda; Insecta; Lepidoptera; Tortricidae.